GAGCUCGAACCACAUUGGAUCUCAUCUUUUGUCCAUAAACAACAGCAAGACUCAAACCAAAUCCCCCACGCUUACCAUACAUGCACGUUUAGAAGCAUCAAAGAAGCAAUAAAUCACAAAAGAAGGAACCAAACCCAGCUCCUAUAUAUACACAAACCAGCUUCUUAGUCCUCUGUUCCUUCUCAGAACAGAGCACUUCCAUUUCUGCAACGAGAACAACAAAAGACGUUUUUUUUCCUUCCGUCUUCUCAAGAAAAGGAGCUGCUUUUCUCGGGAGCUCGCUGCGAGGAAGGUUGCUUGCUUGCUUCAGGGAAAUCGCUUCGAAAGCUCAAGAACUGCGACACUUGGGUUUUGAGCCUGUUUCGCGUUCGGUUUGUGGGUAGAUUUUCUGAUUCUUCCGGUCGAGGGGAAGGCUGGUUUUGAAGUUGAAUGGGGCUCGACUGACGGAGGAACGAGGCGUUGGAGUGAGCGAAGCAGGGAUGGUUUCGGUGGUGAAGACGAAGCUCAAGAGUCUGUGCUGCGACAACGGCUGGUCAUACGGUGUCUUCUGGCGUUUCGAUCAUAGAAACCCCAUGUUGUUGACUGUGGAAGAUGCUUAUUUUGAUGAACAAUUGGAGACGGUGGUGAACGAUGUGCUCCUACAGGUGCACCUGCUGGGUGAGGGGAUUAUUGGCCAAGCCGCUUUCACGGGGAAGCAGCGAUGGAUAAUCAAAGAUGUGCAUGGUGAACAAUGCUGUAGUGUUGAUAACACAGGUGUCCAGGAUGAGUCUGAGAUGUAUCGCGAGUUUUUAGCUGGAAUUAAGACUAUUGGGGUAAUCCCUGUGGAACAGCUGGGAGUCGUACAAGUUGGAGCCAUGAAAAAGAUUCCAGAGAGUUCGGAAUUCUCAGAUAAAGUAAAGAAACUGUUUCGAGAGAGGGGAAAUAUUAAUGGCAGGCUUCACUUGGAAAAUAAUCCUUCAUCUCUGAACAAAGACGGCGAUGUUCUGAAUGGAUUGUUUGCUUCAUUACUCUUAUCUCGAAACUCCUACAACAGGAAUCUGGUAUCAGUGAACAGCGACGGUCACGCAGAUCUGACAGGAGAUGCCCCCUCUGCAGAAGAUCUGAUCCCAUUAUUGGGACAUACGUGGGACAAAUACUCCGGCGACUUGGUCUCUAUGCUUGGGGGAGUUUCCAAUUUUGACUACCAAAUGCAAAAGCCCGUCACGCAUCCCGACAUGCCUAUGGCUUCUCAUGAGCCUCAGCUUUUUCAACCAAUCUCUCUCAUGAAAAAUGCAUCUUCUGGAACUUGCACCAGUUCAUGGAGCGGUGGAGGUUCUGCUUUAACUUCGCUCGAGCCGUCAUUGCCACAGAAUUUUCCUCACGCGUACUCUACAAGUACGAGAAAGAACACGUUAACGUCCUUUAGCAGUUCAGUGAAGAGUUCCUGUGCAUCUUCCCCUAUCUCAACACCGUCAUCAUCAUGCGGCAAAGGACUGGUAGAGAGGAAAAAAAUGCGUGACAUCACGGGGAACUCUGUGAACAGCCGACAAUCUGCUCCAUACAUGCAAGACAUUUGCGGUGAACUUCCAAGGGUAUCAUCUGGCCAGAAAAGAUCUGCUGAAUAUUUUCAACAUGCUGAAGAUUGUUCUAAUUCAUGUCUUGCGGAUGAUCUUUCCCAAUGGUUUUCCGAUUUGCCAGAGCACGGCCCCUUUGGAAUGGCAAGCUCUUUGGAUAAGAGCCUUGCACAUUCCACGGCUCUUUCCUCCAUCUCAUCUGUCCUAGAUAGAGGUGAUUAUAAUUGCCAACCUCCGAUCAAUCAAGCAGUUGGCUCUCCGUGGAAUUCUGUUUUUGAUUCCUUCACGAUGGAAGAGGAGACGAUCAAUAUUCAAAAUCUUGAAAGAGAAGUGUUUGACGAAUUUGGAGCAACUGCCGGAUGCAAACUCGAGCCUGUUUAUUAUGAAGAUGGUGGCCCCUGGAAAGGUCUAUUCUCUGAAUUAGGAUUAGAAGAGUUCUUUGAAGGUAACCAAAAUUCAGGGAUGAAAUCAGGUUUUCUGGAAUCACCUCCCUUUGCUCAAAGAAAGGCUGUUGAGCAACCGUACUAUGAUUCCAAGCAGUUUCAGUCGUCGAAUCUUUCUUGCUCUGGGAGUAUGAAGACCUCUACGAGUCCCGUACACUAUUUAUGCAAGGAAAAAGAUGUUGUUCACAGGGGGGUGGUUUUCCCUAAGUCGCAGGUCGGCUUAUGGAUUGAUGAUAGCUAUAGCAUCAACACAAGAGGUGCGACUGUCAUGCCACCAAAGAGGACAGAAGAACCCAUGAAAGCCCCCAGGAAAAGGGCUAGACCCGGCGAAAGUACAAGGCCAAGACCGAAAGACCGUCAACAGAUCCAAGACCGCCUCAAAGAGUUGCGGGGGAUCAUCCCUAAUGGGGCAAAGUGUAGCAUCGAUGCUUUGUUGGAUCGCACAAUCAAACACAUGCUCUUCUUGCAAAACAUGACGAAGUACGCCGAUAAGCUUAAGCGAGCUGAUGAGACAAAGCUAAUUGGCCAAGGUAACAAUUUGGUCCUCAAAAACGAAAGAGAUGGGAGGGAUGUAGGAGAUGGCAGCAGAGGCGGCACAACUUGGGCCUGCGAAGUCGGAGGUCAGGCAAUGGUGUGUCCUAUAGUAGUUGAAGACCUUGGCCCGCCAGGACAAAUGCUUAUAGAGAUGGUUUGUGACGAUCGAGGAUUAUUCCUUGAGAUAGCGGAUGUAAUCCGGGGCUUUGGCCUCGAUAUAUUGAAAGGAGAGAUGGGAGUUCGAGAGGGCAAGAUGUGGUCCCGCUUCAUUGUUGAGGCGAAUAGGCACGUGACAAGGAUGGAUGUGUUUUGGUCCCUUAUUCAGCUUGUCCAAGAAACAAAUAGCCACGGUAUCAAUUUUACUACACAGCCUACUGAUGCCGUGGAUAGCCAAUUCUUUUCGCGUAAUGACUACAAAGAGUCGCUCUUGCCACUUCCAAUCAGCUGAUGGGAACACUCCCAUGUCCAGGAUCGUUUCACAUCCAGAGAUAUUCUUGAAUGUCUUGAUCUUACAUAGUGAUAGACCACCCUCUAUUAAGAAAGUGACGUCAAAGUGCAGUUCAUCCCGCGUCUCCUGUAAACAAGCAAGACAGGCAGAAGACCGUCAUAUAUAUUUCGUGAGAACGAUCAAAGGCGCUGUGAUGCGUGA
This is a messenger RNA of Rhodamnia argentea, 3179 nucleotides long. RefSeq names its product transcription factor bHLH157-like. The transcript is spliced from 10 exons. Gene Ontology annotation, molecular function: DNA-binding transcription factor activity; protein dimerization activity. Lineage: Eukaryota; Viridiplantae; Streptophyta; Magnoliopsida; Myrtales; Myrtaceae. The record is from RefSeq and is a predicted model, not a curated record. Gene Ontology annotation, biological process: regulation of DNA-templated transcription. The coding region runs from base 480 to 2978 and encodes 832 amino acids.